AUGGGCAUUAAGGGGGCAUCUGCCUCGCAAGACCUCCCUGGCAUGGAAGAUCAACGCGAUGUCCAACCUUUCUUAGACGAAUAUGGCCUGGAGUAUACACCGGAUGGACAGUUCAUCCGCUGGUCGUUUUCAAAUAAAAAGCACCCUCGGAAUUGGCCGGCGUCACGGAAGAUCUACGAUACUGGGUUGAUCAUCUUCUUGGAUCUUUUCACGACAUCGGUUAGCACUGCUGGGAGCGCGGCGGCAGACCAUGCUCGUGAUGAGUUUGGACUCAGUAAGACACUUGCUGUCUUCCUUUUCGUCUCUCUUUCUCUAGUCGGCCAAAUGAUCGGCGGUAUUAUCUUUCCAGCUUGCUCCGAAGCAUUUGGUCGAAAGAACCUUUACAUCGUCAGCACUGGUCUAUUCAGUAUAUUUUGCCUAAUCGUAGGCGUGGUCCCUUCGAUCGCCGCAGUCGCAAUCGGUCGCUUCUUAUCGGGCUUCCUUUCCGCUAUACCAGCAGUCGUUGUUGCUGGCAGUAUUGAAGAUAUGUACAAUGCCAAAGAUCGGGUGUGGUUCAUCUUCCUGUGGGCGGUUGUUGCAAAUAUGGGCCUAGCAUUAGGGCCCAUCAUGAGCAUUUAUAUCAUAGCCCGCUUGAGCUGGCGAUGGGUAUUCCGCAUCUCCGCGAUUGUAACCGCUAUCAUCACGCUCCUCCUAUUCGGCAUUCGCGAAUCGCGCCCAUCUUUGGUUCUGGAAAAGCAGGUUGCAAGACUACGCAGUGAAAGUGGCAUCACAAAUCUGAAGGCAUUGAACCCAGACCACACCCCCGAUCUGAAGACCUUCAUCCGUCUUAGUCUCUUCCGUCCGAUUCACCUCUUCUUCACAGAGCCUAUCGUCUUCAUGGUAGCAAUCAUGAGCGCAGUGGCAUUUGCAUUGAUAUACCUAUUCACGGAAGCCUUGCCGCCGAUCUACAUGUCAAUGGGGUUCUCAACGACAUCUUCCUAUUUACCCUUUUUGGCAAUCUGCAUCGGUAUAUUGUUUGGACUACUCACCCGCAUACAAGACCACCGGAUCAUCCUAAGAUAUCAAGAACAGGGCAUUCCACUCGAGCCAGAACACAAACUCCUCGGGUUUUCUAUCGGUGCACCUAUUCUCGCCGUGGGAUUAUGGUGGUUUGCAUGGACCAUUCCACCAGCAGUGCACGUUCACUGGCUUAUAUCCACAGCCGCACUUAUUCUCAUUGGAUAUGCCGUCAACGAAUUCGAUUCUGUCUUGGCGGGUUAUCUGGCCGAUAGCUAUAUGGGCUACGCGGCUAGUGGUUUUGCAGCAGUUCAACUCCUGCGGUCCUCGAUGUCGGCUGCUUUCCCGUUGUUUGCGACGGAUAUGUUCGAUGCGUUAGGCGCGAAUGUGGCGUCGUCGAUUUUGGCUGCUCUUGCUACCGUUUUUUGUAUCGUUCCACCGCUUUUUAAUAGACAUGGAAGGCGGAUUCGAGGUCUUAGCAAGUUUGCUAAGCAUAGCUUGCAGGUCUACCGGGAGAAUGGGGUUGAUAAGCAUGGGUUUUGA
Molecule: messenger RNA, 1539 nt
Organism: Penicillium cataractarum
Lineage: Eukaryota; Fungi; Ascomycota; Eurotiomycetes; Eurotiales; Aspergillaceae
Exons: 5
Coding region: 1-1539 (512 amino acids)
Biological process (GO): transmembrane transport
Molecular function (GO): transmembrane transporter activity
Source: RefSeq, a predicted model, not a curated record